GCCAUGGUGAGCGGGCCGGCGAUGGCUCCGGCAGCGUGGCCGGGGGCGGGAACGGCGGCGGCGACGCAGGACGAGAUGCGGUGGCGGCAGCUGGACAGCGGCGUCAGCGCGGUGUCCUUCGGGUUCGUGGCCACGGCCAUCCUCGUCUCCAUGUUCCUCGCCAUGGCCAUCCUCGAGCACUUCCUCCGCGCCCCGGCGCGCGCCCGCGGGAUGGGCAUGGGCCCGCCGUUCGCGCCCUCGCCGCCCCGAGGAGGGAUCCUCUUCCGCCUUCGCUUCCUCCUCCUCCGCGGCCGCCGCGGCGGCGAGGCCGGCCUCCCCGGCUCGGAUCUCGAGGCGGCCAGCAAGCUCGACGGCCGCGCGUCCCCCGAGAUGCCUGUUUAUGCCAAAGGUGUAUCCGUUCUGAUGCCAGGACAAGAUGUACCAACAUUCAUCGCGCAUCCUGCCCCAGCACCCUGUCCCCCCGAGAGGAUCCAGUGGCCAUCGCAUCAGCCUACUCCUUUUGCUGGUUCCUCCUCAAAUCCAAGCUAGCACGGUCGGACCAACCACCCUUCUGUCUCACAAUCCAAAGGGAAGGCGUAAAAUGCAGGCAGAAUGACCACAAUCUGCAUCUGUACAGUGUAGAUCUUCGUUCUGGAGCAAGUUUUGCUGGAUCCUGCUGUAUUAUGGCGGGGGAACAGCGGCUAGUGGAUCCAUGGAAUUGUUGCUGAUCCCACUUGCUCGGGUAGUGUUAGAUGCCUUUGUUUUCGUUUA
Lolium rigidum is the source of this 750-nucleotide messenger RNA. RefSeq lists its product as uncharacterized. The transcript has 2 exons. NCBI's taxonomy places the organism in Eukaryota, Viridiplantae, Streptophyta, Magnoliopsida, Poales, Poaceae. The record is from RefSeq and is a predicted model, not a curated record. Bases 4 to 528 code for a protein of 174 amino acids.